AUGCUUUUUAGCACAGCAGUUCGUGCUCAUGAGAAGCGUAAGCAGGGGCUAAAGGCUGUUCACGAGUCGGAAACUCGUGCGGCGUUGGACAGGGUGCCGCAGCUCGCCAACGUCCUUGUGGACCUUGCUAACGCCGACGUGUCGCGGAUCUACGAGCUGCAGUUGGAGAUCGAGCAGGAGGCUCGGGCCGUGCGGGGCGAGGUCGCUGCUCUGGAACGCCGUCUGCAGGAGGUGGCGGCGGCGGUGCGCCAGCUGACCGACGGCCUCAAGCUGCUGGGCGACUUUGAGAACUACGUUCUUGUGUUGGGGGAAAAGGCGGUUGUUGGCCCCACACCAGCACCAGGGGGCGCCUCACCGGGGAGGGGGGCAGUGUCGGGUUGGGUCGGUGUACACAGACACACACAGACACAGACAGACAGACGAACGGACGGACAGACAGACUUUCCGUGCCUGAUGGACGCCGCUGCGGUGCGGCGCAUCGUGGAGUCAGUCCGGGCGCAAGCGCGCCGCAGCGCCGCGGUGCGGCGGGCGGCUGGCCGCCUGUCGUACGACCUGAUCGUCGUACUGUGCGGCUUGCGUCCGGCAUUUCUUCUUGACUACGCGCCCGUUCCGCUGGAGGCGGUGAUGGCGGUGGCGGAGGCGGCCUCGGUGGCGACUUCAUCGCCAGUUGCAGUGCUCACCUUGGCGGGUUGUCACCUGGUGGGCCGGCUGGACCGACUGCUGGGGCAUGUGCGGGAGCUGCAGGUGCACCUGAGGCGGCUGCUGGGGGCCCCGCAGCCGCCUCCAGAGCCACAGCAGCAACAGCCACAGCAGCUCCAGCCACAGCGCCAGCCACAGCAGCAGACAAGGUCUUUGUGCGGUGACGGGGAAAGUCCGCAGCGGGAAGAGGCGGUAGAGCAGCAGCAGCAGCAGCAGCGUGGGGAGGCGGCGGCUGGGAUUGCGGUGCGGGAUGAUGAGCUGCAGCAGGUAGCGGGCAGCUCGCCCCAUGCGCGCCUGGUGCCCCCCGAGGAGGCGCAGGCGGUGGCGACACAGCUCGACCCGCUGCGGAAAGCCCUCGAAGCCGUUGCGGCUGCGGCAGCUGCUGCCACCACCGAGGCCGAGGCACACCACCUGCUCUUAGACGAGCUACCGGAUCUGCCGUUGCAACCGACGCUCCAGGGGCUGCUGCUGGGUUACCCGCUGGUGUACGACGUGCGGAGCCGGGAGGAAGCUGCCGCCGCCAGCCGCUGCCUGGCGACGCAGGGUCUGGUGCUGUACCGCCUGGUCGCACCGGCGGCGGGGGACCUGGCGGCGAUGAUGUUCGGCGAUGAUGUUGGCGUCUCAGCCGCCACCGGCUCGCGCGGUACCCCGCCUGGUAGCGCCGGUGACCGCUGUGGUGCCAUCGGUGCCAUCGGUUCCGCAGGAGGUCAAAAGCUAAAAGCCUGGGGACAGCCUCACCAGCACCAGCACCAGCACCAGGGCCGAUCCUCGGUGCAAAUGCCGGAGAGGGACAUGGAGACGCUGUGUGGGUUUUCGGUACCGCGGUCCCUGGCGGGGGAGCCGCAGGUGGCUGCGGCAGUGCGGGGGUGGUAUGCGCAGCUGGCAGCGCGACUAGCCUCCGUGGGAAGUGCGUGUAGCGGUGGGGCCGGCGCGGGCGGGACGGCCUCCCCCUUCCCUUAUCUCGCGCGGUGA
Molecule: messenger RNA, 1671 nt
Organism: Volvox carteri f. nagariensis
Lineage: Eukaryota; Viridiplantae; Chlorophyta; Chlorophyceae; Chlamydomonadales; Volvocaceae
Exons: 12
Coding region: 1-1671 (556 amino acids)
Biological process (GO): endosomal transport
Cellular component (GO): BLOC-1 complex
Source: RefSeq, a predicted model, not a curated record